Penicillium robsamsonii is the source of this 696-nucleotide messenger RNA. RefSeq lists its product as uncharacterized. NCBI's taxonomy places the organism in Eukaryota, Fungi, Ascomycota, Eurotiomycetes, Eurotiales, Aspergillaceae. The record is from RefSeq and is a predicted model, not a curated record. The coding region runs from base 1 to 696 and encodes 231 amino acids. The transcript has 2 exons.
AUGAAUUGGACAGGCGGCCAGCUGCAGCGUCAUCACAAUCGCUCAGGCCUGUUGACCAAAGCUCAAAAACAGAAUUUCGCCAAGUCGAGACUUCAAAAGAACACGGUCAUUCCCCCGCCCUCGCCAUUUCGUAACUUUCUUAAUAUUGGAUUCAAGGGCUCGAGCACUAGAGAAAAGGAUGAGGCAGAGACAAAUGGAAAUCAAGUUGCGGAAGAACCGGCCUUGCAUUCGACUGGUGAUCGGUCCUCUCGAAAUGGCACUGGCUUGAGCGAGGUCAAGCGCCAGCUGCUGAAAGAACCUGAUUGGGCAGCUGUGUCUGUUACACGUCCACUUGAGCUUGCAUUUACAUCUGUGGAGGAAGUCGAGCGGUUUGGGAAGCGACGAAAGCUGAAUGACAAGGACAGAAAACGACUGGUAGCUAACAACAAUGAGGCUAUCUUUUUCGAGCGACCCAGACCUCCACGAAGAAGCAGAAAUUCAUCUUCGGUGAUCGAUACCACUAAAGAAGACAUCCAGUUUGAGAUCAACGGACGACCAGUGGCGCAAUCUAAUGGCAGCUCAGGGGUGGUCAUGAACAGCAUAUCAUCACAGUCAAUGUUACUUGACCAUGAAGGAUCUCCUUCUGUGGAACAGUACCUGGGGAAAGAGAACCUGACAGCUACCUGGGUUGCCAAUCUGUUUCCCCGUUCGCAAUGA